AUGCAGAUGACACUCCACUGUUCGGACGGGCCGUGCACGGUGGACAGCGUUGUCGCGCUGAGCUCGGUGGUCAUCUACAGCCAGCGCGUCCACGGCGGCCCCUUCGGCGUCUACGUGCCCUUCCCCGCGCAGGUCGUGGCGGCCGUCGUGGGCCUGGCGGGGAAAGACCCACUACACGCGGUGGCCGUGUUCCAGGACCACGGCUACGCGAGCCUUGAUGUGGCCCAGUGGCUCGAGCUCCGACUAGAGCUCUCGGGCCUCUUGGACGCGCUCGGCCAGCACGUAAAGGCGCUCUGGACGUGGGCGCCAAAGUGCAACCUCAGUAUCUCGCCGGGGCCGUUUGAAGUGGCUGACUGGGCGCUCGAGGCCCUCAUUCAGCGGUCCGGGCUGACUCCGGCUAUGCUUCUGCUUCCCGAUGCCCCGCCGCUUGCGGUGGAGCGCUACGUGUACAACCACCGGGCCGCGUUUGGCAUCCCACUCCCCAUCAUGCCACCAUGGUACGCGACGUGGACGCAGUACGCGAGGGCGAUGCAGGAGACGAGGUGCUACGUCUGUGGUGCGGUACCCCAGAAAGGCAUUGCGGCGACGUGGGUCCUGGGCCUCUGCGCGCAGAUGUGUAGCAAGCACUACCCGAUGGAUGUCCCAAAGCUUCAUCUGGAGCUGAUGGACGCGUACGUGGCCACGCUGGACCUUGCGCCAAUCGACGAGAGCGUCUCGGUGGAGGUGUCGAAGCUGCCGCUGUACCUCGGCGACCUGCCGCGGGGGCGGCUGGGGGUCGGUGUCGCGGACGUGCCCCUGGUGGAAAUUAUACGACACAGAAGCGGCCUCACCAUGUGUGACGACCUCCUCGACCUGCUAGUGUGUACAUGA
Molecule: messenger RNA, 870 nt
Organism: Sphaeroforma arctica JP610
Lineage: Eukaryota; Ichthyosporea; Ichthyophonida
Exons: 1
Coding region: 1-870 (289 amino acids)
Source: RefSeq, a predicted model, not a curated record